This is a messenger RNA of Acaromyces ingoldii, 192 nucleotides long. Its product is annotated as putative RPL29-60S large subunit ribosomal protein. Gene Ontology annotation, biological process: cytoplasmic translation. Lineage: Eukaryota; Fungi; Basidiomycota; Exobasidiomycetes; Exobasidiales; Cryptobasidiaceae. The transcript is spliced from 3 exons. Gene Ontology annotation, cellular component: cytosolic large ribosomal subunit; ribosome. Bases 1 to 192 code for a protein of 63 amino acids. Gene Ontology annotation, molecular function: structural constituent of ribosome. The record is from RefSeq and is a predicted model, not a curated record.
AUGGCCAAGUCCAAGAACCACACCAACCACAACCAGUCGAGCAAGGCUCACCGGAACGGCAUCAGGCGUCCUAAGACGAACAAGUACCCCAGCCUGAGGGGCGUCAACCCCAAGUUCCUGCGCAACCAGAGGUUCGCCAAGCACGGCACUGAGAAGGCUGUGCGAGAGUCUCGCGCUGCUGCCAAGGCUUAA